GUUUCGCUUCUGCAUUCGCUACAAAGAUGGCAACGUCCAUAGCGCUCAGCCUGGAUAACUUACCGUCUGAUCCUCUAUUGCUGGUGCUGUCAUUUCUGGAUUUCCGAGAUCUGAUAAGCUGCAGUUUUGUAAGUCGUCGACUCAAUGAGCUGACAGGCCAUAACCCCCUAUGGAAGAGACUUUGUCAGAAGCACUGGCUCCUUUCAGAGGCAGACAAAACCCACAGAGGCCUGGCAUGGAAGGAGCUGUUUCGGGAGUUUUAUGCUGAUCUGGGUCGUUACAUUGACUAUUACAGCACUCUCAAGAAAGCCUGGGAUGACCUGAAGAACUACCUGAAUCAGAAAUGUCCCCGAAUGAUAGCUUCACUUAAAGAGGGAGUGAGGGAGGAAGAGCUAGACACCAUAGAGGCCCAGAUUGGCUGUAGUAAACUCCCUAAUGACUACCGAUGCUCCUAUAGGAUACACAAUGGACAGAAACUGGUGGUCCCUGGGCUGAUGGGCAGCAUGGCUUUGUCCAAUCACUAUCGCUCAGAAGACCUGUUGGAUAUUGAGACAGCAGCGGGGGGAUUUCAGCAGAGGAAGGGAAUGCGGCAGUGUCUUCCACUCACAUUUUGCUUCCACACCGGCCUCAGCCAGUACAUGGCUUUAGAGAGCACAGAGGGACGAACACGCAGUGAGAUCUUCUAUCAAUGCCCGGAUCAACUGGCACAAGAUCCUUCUGCGAUUGACAUGUUCAUUACGGGUCCUAACUUUACUGAGUGGUUUACUUCGUAUGUUGACAAUGUUGUAACAGGAGAAUACCCCAUCAUUCGGGACCAGAUCUUCAGGUAUGUUCAUGACAAGCGCUGUGUGGCAACCACUGGUGACAUCACAGUAUCGGUCUCUACCUCCUUCCUGCCAGAGCUGAGUUCAGUCCAUCCACCACACUUUUUCUUCACCUAUAGAAUCAGGAUUGAGAUGGCAAAAUCGGCCCUGCCAGAGAAUGCAUGUCAGCUAGACAGUCGGUACUGGAAGAUCACAAAUGCAAAUGGAAAUGUGGAGGAAGUCCGUGGCCCUGGUGUUGUGGGUGAGUUUCCGGUGAUGACACCCGGUAAAGUUCACGAGUACGCUAGCUGCACCACAUUUUCCACCACCUCUGAGUACAUGGAGGGCCAUUAUACAUUCCACCGGCUCAAGAACAAAGAGGAAGUGUUUGACGUUUCAAUUCCACGUUUCCACAUGGUGUGCCCACCAUUCCGUGAAUCGAUGGUGCGGUCGAGCUCAGUCAGUGAGGUGUCUGCUCCUUAUGAUGAUGAGAAUUCAUCGGACACAGAUGACUAUGAGGAGGGAGAAAUGCGUGGCAUGAACAUGGCUGACCCAGGAGGACGCUGCCCUCGGCAUGUCUAAUGCACUUUUACAUACCCCCGGCCAACACCCGCCCACAGAUACUGACGCACAGACACACUCGCACAAACAGGAGAGCAGGAGGACAAACAGAGCUUUUAGGCAUCCAUUGUUUAUUGUACAGCGCUUUGUGCCUGUCACCUCUUGAGCGUUUUCUCCAGUUUCUGAGGGCAUGUGUCUGGUUGUGGCUUAUCUGUGUCUCUGCACGUCUGUGGACGUGUGAGAUCAUUGUAUGUGUGUUUGAGUCUGCAAGUGUGUUUUGAGUGAGAGUGAGUUUAUUGAAUGUGUGUGAGAUUCUGUGAGAUUGGCUCUCCUUGCCCGGGUUUCACUAUGACCUGCCAAUUAUCUAAAAGGAUAGUUCAGCCAAAAAUGUAAAGUUGGAAUUUACUCACCCUUAUGUUGUACAUCUUUCUGUCUCCUGUAGAAUACAAAUGAAUAUAUGUGUAUAUUUUGUUUUGGACACUUACUUUAAUUUUAUGGAUGAAAAAAAAAGAAAUUCUUUAAAAUAUCUACGACAGAAAUAAAACAUUUAUACAGGUUUGGAAAGACAUAGGGGUGAGUAAUGACAGAAUUUUCAUUUUUGGGAAAACUGUUCCUUUAAAGGAUUUGUUUACCCAAAAAUGAAAAUUCUGUCAUUAAUUACUCGCCCUCAUGUUGUUCUAAACCCGUAAGACCUUUGUUCAUCUUCAGAACGUGAAUUAAGAUAUUUUUUAAUAUUCGAAAGCUUUCUGACCCUCUAUAGACCGCAACAUAACUGACACGUUCAACGCUCAGAAAGGUAGUUAGGAAAUCAAUAAAGUAGUCCGUGUGACAUCAGUGUUUCAACUGUAAUGUUAUGAAGCUAUAAAACAAAUGUCAAAGAUGGACACGGAAGAGAAGAAAUUGUUGACUAAAGUUACUUUUGUUUUCUUUGCGCAGAGAAAAUGUUCUCUUAGCUUCAUAAAAUUAAGGUUGAACCAGUGAUGUCACCUGACUAUUUUAACGAUGUUCUUACUACCUUUCGGGGCCUUGAACGUGUCAGUUCCGUUGCUGUCUAUGCAGGGUCAGAAAGAUCUCAGAUUUCAUCAAAAAUGUCUUGAUUUGUGUUCCGAAGAUGAACAAAGGUCUUUGGAAUGAAAUGAGGGUGAGCAAUUAAUAAUAGAAUUUUCAUUUUUUGGUGAACUAUCUCUUUAAAACCAUACAAUUACACAGCAUGAGGAGAAAGUUUGACACUACUGUUAGCAGAAAAGUACACGCACACUGAAUCUGGGACACUGUGUGUGUGUUUAUAUAUAUAUUUAUAGAGAUAUAGAUUCUUCACAGAAAGGCAAGAAUAAAUGGGUUCCAUUCAUUUCCUCCAUAAGGCCUCAGGUAUUGCGUAGCAUGUAUGUGCUUGUGUAUAUAUGUUUGUGCUUGUGUCGUCUGUACCGAGGGUUUCGGGGGCAGAUCUUGUGAAGUGAAAUUGAUUUAUUCAAAGAUGAGUAAAAAGCACAUCGAGCCAAACCAGCCAGUUCACGUAAACAUCAUCUAACCUGUGCAAGCAAUCAUUUAACUUCUCUUAGUUACUUGCUUUAGUUUUCUGUGUUGGUUAGCUGUUUAGAGGUGCUGAUGCCCUGUUCUCUAAAAUGCUGGGUGGAUUGUAAGUGUACCUUGGUGUAGCGUAAAGGAGUAUCAUUUUAGCUCUGAUCAUCCUAAGGGCUGGAGGUUACACAGACUGGUGUGAAUGACAAGAUAAGAUCAUUUUAUGACAACUUUAUGGCAUUAUUAUGACUUUCCACAUUUUUUUUUUCUUUAAAUUUCUGUGCAAGAGGUAAAGGAUCAGGUAAAUAUCUCUGUUGUUCAGUUUUUCAGAGUGAAACAUAGGCAGAUUCUCCCUUCCUUAAUGGCAAUGUGAGCUGAUCUUGCCUAGAGAUAUGUAUGAUUUUGAUUUUUCAUGUUUAUAACUGCAAUUAUGUUAUCAUCUUUGUAAAAAAAAAUGCUGUGCAGUGAGAUUUUCCAACAGUUUGCUAUUACAUUCUCUCUUUAACACUAUUGAACCGCUCAGAAUAGUUAAUAACUCUUGUUUUUUAUUUUGAAUGUGUGAGGGUUUUUUUUUUUAAUUAUUAUUAUUUGGAGUAAAUAAAAAGGUAA
Molecule: messenger RNA, 3491 nt
Organism: Labeo rohita (rohu)
Lineage: Eukaryota; Metazoa; Chordata; Actinopteri; Cypriniformes; Cyprinidae
Gene: fbxo3
Product: F-box protein 3
Exons: 11
Coding region: 27-1385 (452 amino acids)
Molecular function (GO): protein binding
Source: RefSeq, a predicted model, not a curated record